GCGCAACAUGGCCAGCCAGAACUUAAGUCAAGAACAGAUGCAACUGAUCCAAAUGGACCCUGUCCGGAGGAACAUUUCCCUGGCCCUGACCCAGAUUUUUGUAUGGCCCUUCAUCUACCUGACCUUCUUCAUGUUGUUAACGUUCACCAGGAAAGAGGCAUUCAGAACAGAGACGCGUUAUAUAUUAUUUGGCCACUCUCUGCUAGUGGACCUGUUGUUUCUUUUUGUGACAGAUAUAAUAGUCGUUCUGUCAUACAAUAUUAUUCUUAUACCGCUGCGCUUUUGCAUACCUGUGUGCAUGCUUAUGGAUACCGUGACCGCGUGCGCGCCCCUGACCAUCGCAGCCAUGUGUCUGGAGCGCUACGUGGCCAUAUGCAUGCCGCUGCGCCACCACGCCAUCUCCACGUCGAGACGCGCGCUCAUGGUGAUCCUCAUCAUCUGGAUCUUGAGCAUCAUAAACCCGUUUGUCGACAUGUUCAUCCUCAUCAGCACCGCGUCGCGUGAAUACCUGUCGCAGCUUACGCACUGUCACUAUGAGAUCAUGCUACCUGAUGAAAUAAGGCGCUUUUCUAGGGGUGUCCUGUUUAUCGUGGGUCUCUUUGUGAUCCUCAUUAUUGAGGUUGCUUGCUACGUCAUGAUAUUCCUCGCCGCUCGUGCGGCCUCGAAUGACAGGAAAUCGGCGUCAAAGGGCCACCGCACGAUUUCCCUGCACAUCCUUCAGCUUUUCUUGUGCUCUGCUGAGGUUGUGUGUCCUUAUAUUGAGAACGUAGUAUUGUAUUAUGACAUUCAAUCCUAUCUGACUGUCCGUUUUAUUAACUUUCUGGUAUUCAGUAUCACUUCCAGAGCAGUGAGUCCUAUUGUUUAUGGUUUUAGAGAUGAGAAAUUCAAUGCAGCUAUGGUUUACUACAUGAGAUGCAGAAUAGGCCCAAAUGUUGUCUCUUCUGGCACAGAGAAACAAACAUGAUUUUCUUUUGGUAAAUGCUAAAUCGACUGUUUAGCCAAAUGUGUGUGUUUUGUAAACGAUCAAAGUGCCCAUCAUAACAGGCAUCAUUUUAAGUCAUAAUAUGUGUUAAGCAAGCUAAUUUUUUAUAUUCUACAUGAAUAAUUCAUAGACCUAUCCUGAUCUUUUGUAUUACAGUUUAGGGUUGAUAAUAUGGGUCUCAAAUUUAGUAAAGAGUGACCUCUGUUGACUUGACUGAGCAUGACAGGCAGAAUAAUACACUGUUUCUUUUGCAAUGACUGGUAUGUUUUAAAUCCGUGUAAAAUGUAAUGAUUUCUUUGAACAAAAAAAUGGGGGAAAAUUUUCAAAACAAUGUUUUGCAAUUUGCAACUGACAAUAGUUGGCUCAGCAAAUGCCAACCGAUGUCUUAGCAAUUGUAUUUAGGAAAUAAAAA
Molecule: messenger RNA, 1394 nt
Organism: Paramisgurnus dabryanus
Lineage: Eukaryota; Metazoa; Chordata; Actinopteri; Cypriniformes; Cobitidae
Product: odorant receptor 131-2
Biological process (GO): detection of chemical stimulus involved in sensory perception of smell; G protein-coupled receptor signaling pathway
Cellular component (GO): membrane
Molecular function (GO): odorant binding; G protein-coupled receptor activity; olfactory receptor activity
Source: RefSeq, a predicted model, not a curated record